GCCUGCAUGAUUCCGGAAAUAAAUGUACCGGAGCACCGUAUUUUCCGGAGACCCUCUGCAAGCUACCUGAUAACUAGUCAUCCUCCUCUUUCGGACUCAUUGAAUAAUCUCGUUUCCCUCCUUCUUCACCUCAAUUCCUCCGCCACCUGGCCUUUUGCCUUGGAAAUUCUCUGCACUAGAAUUCCGUUCGACUCUUCUUUCUAGCUCGAGAGCUCUUCGAAACAUUCAAACACGGAAAAACACAGCCUGCGAGGUAUAAACCAGCUUCGCGAAGAUCAUAACAACGUCCUCCGUGGGACAACACAAAAAGUCAUGUUCCGAGCUCGGAGCAUAUUCCAGCUCUUCAACGACACUCUCAAAAAACGACCCUUGUCCAGUUUCGCCAAUGCGCGUCAAGAGUCUCAGUCUCAGGCUACACGGCCGUCUGUGUUUUCCGGAUCAGCAUGGUACACCUGGGCAUUCAUCACAUGGGUGCCCGUCUUCGUCUUCCUGCAUGAACACGUCUAUGACUUGAUGUGGGUGCGCGGUCCUAGCAUGGCGCCGGCCUUGUCGCCCGAUUUCCACGCUACAGGCCGUCGGGACGUCGUGGGCGUGAAUAUGUGGGAUGCAAAAGCAAAUCUGGAAAGAGGAAUGAUUGUUGCGUUUCGGUCACCGCGUAAUCCAGAGCGAAUUGCGCUGAAGCGGAUCAUUGGGCUCGAAGGAGAUAUUGUGAUGGCGCGGAAUCGGUAUCCGUUUCCCAGGGAGACCGUGCCGCAGGGACAUGUGUGGGUUGAAGGAGCAGAUCAGGCUCGAUCGUUGGAUAGUAAUGAUUACGGACCGAUAUAUCAAGAGUAUCAAGAGAGAAAAGGGGGAGCUCAGGCGCUGACAUGCCUCAUUACGGGUCAAGUGACGCGCAUACUUUGGCCUCCGUCUCGAAUGGGUAAAAUCUCCAAUGACCGCAGUUGGCGUCGCAGGGUGUUGUCUAUCGGGAUACCGCCGGGCUUUGUGCACGAUUAA
This is a messenger RNA of Xylona heveae TC161, 996 nucleotides long. RefSeq names its product LexA/Signal peptidase. The coding region runs from base 313 to 996 and encodes 227 amino acids. The transcript is spliced from 4 exons. Gene Ontology annotation, molecular function: serine-type endopeptidase activity. Gene Ontology annotation, biological process: mitochondrial respiratory chain complex assembly. Gene Ontology annotation, cellular component: mitochondrial inner membrane peptidase complex; membrane. The record is from RefSeq and is a predicted model, not a curated record. NCBI's taxonomy places the organism in Eukaryota, Fungi, Ascomycota, Xylonomycetes, Xylonales, Xylonaceae.